UAAUGCAAGCUCUCCUCCUGUAAAUGGAACAUCAGCACCACCAAGGAUUCACAACAAUGGACACUUCAGCUGCAACCACAACAGCUACUCCACCACCAGAGCCAAAAAUUAAGUUGGGAUUCAAGUUGGAAGAGACAUUUAAACCACAGCUUACAAACAAAUCUUCACCAGAAUUCAAAGAAUUAGAAGACAAAGUAACCACAGCCCUCAAUGCAGUGUAUUCAGAAAAAUUUGGCUCAAGCUUCAAUCGAACUAUCAUCAAGAGCUUCAGUCAAGGUUCCGUGGUGGUAGAUGCUGAGCUGAUAUUCAAUAAUGUAACCAUGCUACCAAAUGGCAGUUCUGCGGCUCAAACUUUGCAAGAUGCUGUUUCCAGCUCAAAUUUUUCCCUCAGUGUCAAUGCAACAUCUAUUACUGCAGCAGUUGUGUUAGCACCGACUCAAGCCCCAGCCACAGUUGCACCUUCAACACUGAUGAGUACAACUCCCACAACAGUCAAUGCAACCUCAACACCAGUCAACAUGACCUCACCACCACUCAACACAACCUCACCACCACUCAAUGCAACCUCACCACUAGUCAACCCAACCUUACCACCAUUCAAUGCAACCUCAGCACCAGUCAACAUGACCUCACCUCCACUCAACGCAACCUCACCACCAGUCAACAUGUCCUCACCACCACCCAACGCAACCUCACCACCAGUCAACAUGACCUCACCACCACUCAAUGCAACCUCACCACUAGUCAACCCAACCUUACCACCAUUCAAUGCAACCUCAACACCACUCAACAUGACUUCACAAUCACUCAAUGCAACCUCACCACUAGUCAACCCAACCUUACCACCAUUCAAUGCAACCUCAACACCAGUCAACAUGACCUCACCACCACUCAACGCAACCUCACCAUCACUCAAUGCAACCUCACCACCAGUCAACAUGACCUCACCACCACUCAACGCAACCUCACCACUAGUCAACCCAACCUCACCACCAGUCAACAUGACCUCACCACCACUCAACGCAACCUCACCACCAGUCAACAUGACCUCACCUCCACUCAAUGCAACCUCACCACUAGUCAACCCAACCUCACCACCAGUCAACACAACCUCACCACCACUCAAUGCAACCUCACCAUUAGUCAACCCAACCUCACCACCAGUCAACAUGACCUCACCACCACUCAACGCAACCUCACCACCAGUCAACAUGACCUCACCUCCACUCAAUGCAACCUCACCACUAGUCAACCCAACCUCACCACCAGUCAACACAACCUCACCACCACUCAAUGCAACCUCACCACCAGUCAACAUGACCUCACCACCACUCAACGCAACCUCACCAUCACUCAAUGCAACCUCACCACCAGUCAACAUGACCUCACCACCACUCAACGCAACCUCACCAUCACUCAAUGCAACCCUACCACCAGUCAACAUGACCUCACCACCACUCAACGCAACCUCACCACCAGUCAACAUGACUUCACCACCACUCAACCCAACCUCACCACUAGUCAACCCAACCUCACCACCACUCAAUGCAACCUCACCAUUAGUCAACCCAACCUCACCACCAGUCAAUGCAACCUCACCACCAGUCAAUCCAACCUCACCACCACUCAACAUGACUACACCACCAGUCAGUGCAACCUUACCACCUCCAGUUACCACAAUUCAAUUCCCAGGUAAUGCAAGCUCUCCUCCUGUAAAUGGAACAUCGGCACCACCAAGAAUCACAACAAUGGGCACUUCAGCAGCAACCACAACAGCUACUCUACCACCAGAGCCAAAAAUUAAGCUGGGAUUCAAGUUGGAAGAGACAUUUAAACCACAGCUUACAAACAAAUCUUCACCAGAAUUCAAAGAAUUAGAAGACAAAGUAACCACAGCCCUCAAUGCAGUGUAUUCAGAAAAAUUUGGCUCAAGCUUCAAUCGAACUAUCAUCAAGAGCUUCAGUCAAGGUUCCGUGGUGGUAGAUGCUGAGCUGAUAUUCAAUAAUGUAACCAUGCUACCAAAUGGCAGUUCUGCGGCUCAAACUUUGCAAGAUGCUGUUUCCAGCUCAAAUUUUUCCCUCAGUGUCAAUGCAACAUCUAUUACUGCAGCAGUUGUGUUAGCACCGACUCAAGCCCCAGCCACAGUUGCACCUUCAACACUGAUGAGUACAACUCCCACAACAGUCAAUCCAACCUCACCACCACUCAACAUGACUACACCACCAGUCAGUGCAACCUUACCACCUCCAGUUACCACAAUUCAAUUCCCAGGUAAUGCAAGCUCUCCUCCUGUAAAUGGAACAUCGGCACCACCAAGAAUCACAACAAUGGGCACUUCAGCAGCAACCACAACAGCUACUCUACCACCAGAGCCAAAAAUUAAGCUGGGAUUCAAGUUGGAAGAGACAUUUAAACCACAGCUUACAAACAAAUCUUCACCAGAAUUCAAAGAAUUAGAAGACAAAGUAACCACAGCCCUCAAUGCAGUGUAUUCAGAAAAAUUUGGCUCAAGCUUCAAUCGAACUAUCAUCAAGAGCUUCAGUCAAGGUUCCGUGGUGGUAGAUGCUGAGCUGAUAUUCAAUAAUGUAACCAUGCUACCAAAUGGCAGUUCUGUGGCUCAAACUUUGCAAGAUGCUGUUUCCAGCUCAAAUUUUUCCCUCAGUGUCAAUGCAACAUCUAUUACUGCAGCAGUUGUGUUAGCACCGACUCAAGCCCCAGCCACAGUUGCACCUUCAACACUGAUGAGUACAACUCCCACAACAGUCAAUGCAACCUCAACACCAGUCAACAUGACCUCACCACCACUCAACGCAACCUCACCAUCACUCAAUGCAACCUCACCACCAGUCAACAUGACCUCACCACCACUCAACGCAACCUCACCACUAGUCAACCCAACCUCACCACCAGUCAACAUGACCUCACCACCACUCAACACAACCUCACCACCAGUCAACAUGACCUCACCUCCACUCAAUGCAACCUCACCACUAGUCAACCCAACCUCACCACCAGUCAACAUGACCUCACCACCACUCAACACAACCUCACCACCAGUCAACAUCACCUCACCUCCACUCAACGCAACCUCACCACUAGUCAACCCAACCUCACCACCAGUCAACGUGACCUCACCACCACUCAACGCAACCUCACCACCAGUCUCAACCAUGUCACCUCUAGGUAAUGCAACCUCCCAACCAAUAACUGGAACAUCAGCACAACCAGUUAUCACAACUGUUAUCACAACUCAGACAACAACAGAUGCCCCAUCUGCAGAAUCAAAGAUCAUGUUGGGAUUUAAGUUGAAGCAAACUUUUACAAAACAACUUGCAAACCAAUCCUCUGAUGAGUUCAAAGCAUUGGCAAACAAAGUAAAAAGGACACUUGAUGAUGUCUAUUCAAAACAAUAUGGAAGUCGUUUCCUUCGAUCUGAGAUAAACUCUUUCAGUGAAGGUUCAGUUGUGGUAAAUGCUGAGCUAAUAUUCCAAAAUGCCAGCUCAGUCCCAGAAAACAGUGCUGUGGCAAAUGUACUGGCGGAGGCAGCGUCCAACAGUUCCAACUUCUCCAUUCCACUGAAUGUAACAAGCAUUGUUGCAACAAGAAUAAGUACACCAACAGCCGCACCUACAUCUGUUCCUACUAUGCCUAUCACCUCAGCUGCUGUCAAUGCUACAGCUGCUCCAUCUGCUGCCCCUAAUGCUACAACUGUCCUGACUACAGUUCCAACUGCUGCUCCCAAUGUUACAGCUCCUCCAACCGCUGCUCCUAAUGCAACAGCUGCCCCUACAGCUGCUUCCACAGCUGCACCAACUACGUCAACCACCACUACAUCAACAAAUCCUCCUACAUCCAGUGAGGGAACCCUGGGUCUUGCAUUCAGUCUCAACCAAACAUUUACAUCAGAUCUCUCAGACUCAUCCUCAGCUGCAUUUAAGUCUUUAGCUGCAUCAGUGGUCAAAGAGGUAAACAAAGUAGGUCAAAAGGUGUAUGGAUCAUCUUACAGUCGCUCUAUUGUCAACAAGUUCACGAGUGGAUCAGUGGAUGUCGACAUGACUCUUGUGUUCACUAAUAAAAACUCAGUUCCUUCAGCAAGCAAUGCAACUUCAGAAUUCAGCAGUGAACUCACUAGCAGCUCUUCCUCCCUGAACAUUGUAUCAGGCAGUGUUCGUGCAACUUCCUCUUCUUCUUCCACCGCUGCACCUAAUGUUACAGCCACCCCAACUGCAGCUCCAACUGCAGCUCCUAAUGCUACAGCUGCUUCAACUGCAGCUCCAACUGCAGCUCCAACUGCAGUUCCUAAUGCUACAGCUGCUUCAACUGCAGCUCCAACUGCUGCUCCUAAUGCUACAGCUGCUUCAACUGCAGCUCCAACUGCAGCUCCUAAUGCAACAGCUGCCCCUACAGCUGCUUCCACAGCUGCACCAACUACGUCAACCACCACUGCAUCAACAAAUCCUCCUACAUCCAGUGAGGGAACCCUGGGUCUUGCAUUCAGUCUCAACCAAACAUUUACAUCAGAUCUCUCAGACUCAUCCUCAGCUGCAUUUAAGUCUUUAGCUGCAUCAGUGGUCAAAGAGGUAAACAAAGUAGGUCAAAAGGUGUAUGGAUCAUCUUACAGUCGCUCUAUUGUCAACAAGUUCACGAGUGGAUCAGUGGAUGUCGACAUGACUCUUGUGUUCACUAAUAAAAACUCAGUUCCUUCAGCAAGCAAUGCAACUUCAGAAUUCAGCAGUGAACUCACUAGCAGCUCUUCCUCCCUGAACAUUGUAUCAGGCAGUGUUCGUGCAACUUCCUCUUCUUCUUCCACCGCUGCACCUAAUGUUACAGCCACCCCAACUGCAGCUCCAACUGCAGCUCCUAAUGCUACAGCUGCUCCAACUGCAGCUCCAACUGCAGCUCCUAAUGCUACAGCUGCCCCAACUGCAGCUCCAACUGUUGCUCCUAAUGCUACAGCUGCCCCAACUGCAGCUCCAACUGCGGCUUCUACUGUGACAUCCACUUCCACCACUACAACAACUACGACAGCUACAGAAACCACCACCACUGCAUCAACAAAUCCUCCUACAUCCAGUGAGGGAACCCUGGGUCUUACAUUCAGUCUCAACCAAACAUUUACAUCAGAUCUCUCAGACUCAUCCUCAGCUGCAUUUAAGUCUUUAGCUGCAUCAGUGGUCAAAGAGUUAAACAAAGUGGGGAAAAGGCUGUAUCCAUUAUCCUUCCUUCGCUCCAUCGUUAACUCAUUCACGAGUGGAUCAGUAGUCGUCAACUCAACUCUUGUGUUCAAAGAUAGUAACUCAGUUCCCUCUGCAAGCAAUGCAACUUCACAAUUCAGCACUGAACUUAUGAGCAACUCUUCCUCCCUGAACGUUAUACCAGGCAGUGUUUCUGCACAGUCAACAUCUUCAUCAAGCAGUGCUCCUCGGCCCACGAUGGGCUCAUGGGCAGUCUUUUCACUAACACUGGUGGCUGUGGCACAGAUUCUAUAGCCAGUAUCCAAGGCAGAUGAUCAAUAGCUUUUACUGGACUAUCAAGUGUGGGAAAAAGCAAGACAUGACAAGUGUGCAUUAUGAAAUUUACCAAUACAUUAUGUGGUAAAAGGAUAUGUGCUGUGUGUCAAAGAUUGAGAAAAUCUUUCAGUAUUUUCCACAUUUGAUGUUACAGUGUUUCAAUUCCAUUUUUAUUUAAAGUAAUCAUUACGAUUUUAAGACCAAAAAUACCAUAAUUGACUUGGCAAUUCUGUUGCAGUUGCUUUUCAUUGCAUUUGUUUUGUAAAUGCUUUAUAUGGUAUUUUUCAUUGUGGUAUUGUUAACGUUUUAAAAAUACAAGAGGAUAAUGUGCUAAAUAUUUAUUUCAAAGUAAAAGUAUAGUAUGAUUCAAAAAGAUACAGUUUACAGCCAGUGCUAUUUUUCAGUGCCAAUGAAGGAAGAAUUGUAAACACAGAGUGGUAUCAAAAGCUAAGGGUGUGGAGAUAACAUGAUCUUGAUGCUGGAGACCAGUAAUUCAUAUUCUGUCUGAGACCAACCAUUAAUGUCAGAGCUUUUAAACAUUUUGAACCAUGAACAUGAUCUUUACCUGACCAUUACCAUGUAACUUUGCAUAGCUAAUCAUAAUGACAACACAGCUGCCAUGUUAGCAUACUUUAGGGAAAACUUAUAGCAUCGAACAUCCAAAGGUUGCCACUGAACAUUAUGUCAGGCUUUUCAGAAUCACCCAGUAUCAAGUGAAUAGUAUGGCAUGGGUUUUACAUGACUUGCUGAAUGCUGGUCUAAAAAUGCCCAAGUACUGGAUGCGCCUGUAUAAGCAUGUAUCAUAUGUUAAGGCUGAGUCAUUACUAUAGUGGCCUGGAAUCAAGCUCCAGCCUGGGCCCUUUGCUGCAUGUCAUUCUCUCUGUCUCUUCCCUCUUUUUCCUCCACUGUCACUAUCAAAUAAAUAAGAAAUGCCAGUAAAAUAACUUAAGAAAAAUUCCAGGUACUAUCAUAUCAUUUAUAAAGACUACUGAUUUUAAUUGAUUGACGGUUCAUGUUGAAUACUGGUUCUUCCUGUGUGUCUAUGAAAACAGAAAUACUAAAAAUAUGCAUCUUUGUUGAUCAAGUAUUAAAAUGUUACGUUUAAAAUUGCUUUGUUCAUUAAAAAAAUGUUCCCUUUUAUAUUAAUAAGUCAAAAGCAUUACAUAUUUAAACAUUUAGAAUUAAUAGUGUGAUGGAUAUGUUUCAUAUCAGUUUGUGAUUGGAACUGAGUAAUUUUUAAAGAUAUGUCUCUAAGUGUCAACCACAAGGUUUAUGAUCUCAUAUGUCUGUCUUCACCACCUUAAAUCUUAAACAACAAGGUGACAGCAUUGAAAGUGUGCUUUUGAUUAUAGUCUCACAUAAGAACCCAUUAUAAUGAUGGUACCUUGCUGCUGCUUGGCCUGUGACUGCAUUAUCUGGUGCGUAAUCUCUAGAAUGGUGACCACAUCCUGCAUUUGACAUACAGAGAACAAUAAUAAGUUUAAUACGGUCAAAGCAAGCAAGCUCAUAGAGAUGGUUUAAUUAUUUCUUUAAUGGCUAAUUGUGUUAGGUUUGGGGUUUGAGGAAUCAUUUAUCUAAGCAAAAGACUGUGACUGUUUGUGCAUAUAAAAUAUUGUAUACAUGAUAUUACUGAUGAUGAACGUACAAUCCAGUUAUUUCUAUUAGCAGUGACUUGACAUUUUCUCAUGCUGUACAUGCAGUAAGAAUGGCACACCAGAAGAGGGCUGCAUUGCCCCGAAAAUGACUCAGACUUGUGUGUGUGAAUUGCUUUCAUAGUCAAGGUCACACAGCCCUAACAUUACUCCCAGCUAUGACCAUGACUUUCCAUGAAAGGGAAAAAACAAGAAUCAAUGGGGAAAAACAAGAACAAUAGAAUGAAGAAUAAUUUAUCUGAAUUUAUUUGCCUUUGAGGAGCCAAGUCUGUAUGGACUUUUUGUAGUCCUCCAUAUAAAAACCUAAGAGAAAGAAAUUAAAUCUGAAAUUACUGUUA
Molecule: messenger RNA, 7500 nt
Organism: Lates calcarifer (barramundi perch)
Lineage: Eukaryota; Metazoa; Chordata; Actinopteri; Centropomidae
Product: mucin-5AC
Exons: 28
Coding region: 24-5489 (1821 amino acids)
Source: RefSeq, a predicted model, not a curated record